GCGCGCGGCGCGGGCGCAGACGCGGUCAGUCGGUGGCGGCCGCCAUGGCAGGAAAGGCAUUUAGGAAAUUCCUUCCCCUCUUUGAUCGUGUCCUGGUUGAGCGAUGUGCAGCUGAGACUGUAACCAAAGGAGGCAUCAUGAUCCCAGAGAAAGCUCAAGGGAAAGUGCUACAAGCAACCGUAGUUGCCGUUGGCUCAGGAGCCAAAGGAAAGGAUUUUUACAGUUGGCCUGAUGAAUCCUUUGAAGAAAUGGAUAGCACGCUAGCUGUUCAGCAGUAUAUCCAACAAAAUAUAAGGGCAGACUGUUCCAACAUAGAUAAAAUCCUUGAACCUCCUGAAGGCCAGGAUGAAGGUGUAUGGAAGUAUGAACAUUUAAGACAAUUCUGUCUUGAGCUCAAUGGACUAGCUGUCAAGCUGCAGAGUGAAUGUCACCCAGACACAUGUACUCAGAUGACAGCCACUGAACAAUGGAUUUUCCUUUGUGCAGCUCACAAAACUCCAAAAGAGUGUCCUGCUAUAGACUACACUAGACAUACCCUUGAUGGAGCUGCAUGUCUUCUGAAUAGCAAUAAAUAUUUCCCCAGCAGGGUAAGCAUAAAGGAAUCCUCCGUAGCCAAACUAGGAUCAGUGUGCCGAAGGAUUUACAGAAUAUUUUCACAUGCUUAUUUUCAUCAUCGGCAGAUAUUUGAUGAAUAUGAAAAUGAAACCUUCUUGUGUCAUCGAUUCACCAAAUUUGUGAUGAAGUAUAAUUUGAUGUCCAAGGAUAACCUGAUUGUACCAAUUCUGGAAGAAGAAGUGCAAAAUUCAGUGGCAGGGGAGAGUGAGGCGUGAUGGGAAUGGUGGCACAGGAGCCUGUACUGAACACAUACAAACCAUUAAUUAUGUACUGUAUAUAUCAUUUUAGACACUUCAAUCACGUAUCCUCAUAGCUUUGUUUAGUGUACUUUUUUGUAUGCUGUGUGCAUUGCCUUUUAAUAUGGGAAAUACUUUAAGUUAUUCAUGAGCUGUAUAUUCAUCAAUGUGGCACUCAUGGUUUUUAAAUAAAAGUAGUAGUAUCUGUUUAUAAUGCCUGUUAAUAAAAAAAAUUUACAGUUCUCUAAAAUUGCUGCUAAACAAUCAUUGAAUCACAAUCCUGAAGAUGUGUCUGGAUGGGAAAAAAGCUUAAGAUUUCACAGCAAGCCACUUCUUAAAUGCAGUAGCUGUAUUAGUCUUAGUUCAGAGUUUAUCACCAUAUAUAAUUCUGCAAGAAGAUCCUUGCACUGUAGCUUAUUCCUAAUUUAGGUUUUAUUAAAAAAAAAAAGUGCUUUUAUUUUGAAGACUUAGUUUUGGAUGUACAUAUUCCUGUAUAGGUAUCUAAGCACUAACAGGAACUAUAGUAUUAGAAAUACCAAAAGCGUAACUUCACUAUGCUGUUGAACGUGUAUUAUUGCUAUGUCUGACACUCUUUCUGGACAUUUUUAUAACACUAGAGACUUGUGCACUCGAGAAGGGCAGCAGCUCUGUCCUUUUACGGUAUUCUCUUCUGUUCUGUUGUCCACAAUUUCUCUAAAGAGUAAGUGUGGCAGAAAAAGUCAAUGGCUUAAUCCUGUGCAUAUGUAUGGCAACUGCUUACAGAUUAUACCUCAAAUAAAUAUUCAUAUGACACUACAUAACACGCUAGUGUAGUCUUUGCUUGUAUUCCUAGCAAAAACACUCCAAAUAAUACUUGAAAAAAUGAACCUGAGUCAUUGCAGUAGUUAAUCUGUGUCACUUAUCUUUCAUCCAUUCACCUGAAUUAUGCUUUUCAAGAUACAAAAAAAAAAAGGGAUGGAUUUGUACUUCUGUUCCCCUUGAAAGGUUUAUUUCUGUUUGCAGAUUUGCAAUAACUGACAAUUUCCAUGAGUGCUGCUUAAUUAUAUGUCUAAAAUGAUAAAUGUUUUACUUAGAGCAGACAUACUGCUAAGUGUGGAUGAAUGCAGGGUCUAAAAGCACUAGCAAUGUUCUUAUGUAAAAUGAUUUUUUCUUAGCUGUUUAAAACUCUAAAAGGUUAGCCGGGCUCUUUCUGAGAGGUUGCUGGGGCCCUCUUACCUGUUUAAUUGACCAAUGAAGCUAGGUUCUGCAAGCUACACCUUGUCUCAGGAUUAUCUGCGAAAAAGGAAGUCCACCUAUUUUUAAGGAAUCUUUUUUUUUCCUCAUAUACUGAACAUGCCUUAAUUUUGUUUUUAAAGCAAAUCAAACACACCUCAAGCAACUGUAUCACCUGGAUGAACAGGGAAUCUAAGCAAUGAGAGAACAGAGACUAGGCUUACAACCUAUUCAAACAGCUGUACUCUGCAGCAGCUUUAUUUCAUGUUCACCAUGAUACUAAUUGUAAAUGGGAUAGUUGCAUGAAGUGAAAGUAGCUUUAAUUAUUGUUUAUGCACUUAGUUAUGAUUUACCUUGUAUAGAC
This is a messenger RNA of Nothoprocta perdicaria, 2427 nucleotides long. RefSeq names its product MOB-like protein phocein. Gene Ontology annotation, molecular function: ATP binding; protein folding chaperone; protein-folding chaperone binding. The record is from RefSeq and is a predicted model, not a curated record. Gene Ontology annotation, cellular component: cytoplasm; mitochondrial matrix. NCBI's taxonomy places the organism in Eukaryota, Metazoa, Chordata, Aves, Tinamiformes, Tinamidae. The transcript has 9 exons. Bases 45 to 830 code for a protein of 261 amino acids.